GCGCCCCCAGCCAGGAUGCUGCGGUUCCUGCGCCGGACCUUUGGCCGCCGCUCCAUGCAGCGCUACGCGCGGGGCGCGGCAGGGCGCGGGGCCGCCGGGCUGGGGGACGAGCGCGACGGGGGGCCACGGGGGGGUCCGGCCUCCGCUGCCGCCUCCUCGGCGCUGCCCGCCGCGCCCGGGGGCAGCGUGUUCCCGGCCGGCGGCGGGCCCCUGCUCACGGGCGGCGCGGCGGUGCACAUCUCCGCCGCCGGAACGGCUAAGGCCACCCUGUACUGCCGUGUCUUCCUGCUCGACGGGACCGAAGUGAGCGUGGAUCUGCCGAAACAUGCCAAAGGCCAGGAUUUGUUUGAUCAGAUCGUGUACCACUUGGACCUUGUGGAAACAGAUUACUUUGGCCUCCAGUUCCUCGACUCUGCCCAGGUCACACACUGGCUGGAUCAUUCCAAACCCAUAAAAAAGCAGAUGAAAAUUGGACCUGCUUAUGCAUUGCACUUUCGAGUUAAAUACUAUUCCUCAGAACCGAACAAUCUUCGAGAAGAGUUUACAAGGUACCUGUUUGUUUUACAACUCAGGCAUGACAUUCUCUCUGGAAAAUUGAAAUGCCCCUAUGAAACAGCUGUGGAAUUAGCUGCCCUCUGUCUGCAAGCAGAGCUUGGGGAGUGCGAACUUCCGGAACACACACCAGAGCUUGUGUCUGAGUUUCGGUUCAUUCCAAAUCAGACAGAAGCGAUGGAAUUUGAUAUCUUCCAGAGAUGGAAAGAGUGCAGGGGAAAGAGCCCUGCCCAGGCGGAACUCUCCUAUCUGAAUAAAGCGAAGUGGCUGGAAAUGUAUGGGGUAGACAUGCACAUUGUCAGGGGAAGAGAUGGCUGUGAAUAUUCUCUUGGACUGACCCCGACAGGCAUAUUAAUCUUUGAAGGAGCUAACAAAAUAGGCUUAUUCUUUUGGCCUAAAAUUACCAAAAUGGAUUUUAAAAAGAGCAAACUGACACUCGUGGUGGUGGAGGAUGAUGACCAGGGCCGUGAGCAAGAGCACACCUUUGUGUUCCGGUUGGACAGUGCCCGGACCUGCAAGCAUCUGUGGAAGUGUGCUGUGGAGCACCACGCCUUCUUCCGCCUGCGCACGCCGGGAAACAGCAAGUCCGCCAGAUCGGACUUCAUCAGGCUGGGCUCCCGCUUCAGGUUCAGUGGGCGGACGGAGUAUCAAGCUACGCAUGGCGCCCGUUUACGAAGAACCAGCACCUUCGAGAGGAAGCCCAGUAAACGCUACCCAUCCCGGAGACAUUCUACCUUCAAAGCAAGCAACCCGGUGAUCGCUGCUCAGCUCUGCUCUAAAACAAAUCCUGAAGUCCAUAAUUACCAGCCUCAGUACCAUCCGAACGUCCACCCCAGCCAGCCCCGGUGGCACCCUCACUCUCCAAAUGUCAGCUACCCGCUCCCCUCCCCUGUGCUCAGCCCCUCGGACCGGCUGCCCUUUGGCAUCGAGGAGAACGGGGGCACCCCGUUCCCCCCCAAGGCUUCGGGACGGCAUCACCGCCAACACCAGCACCACUCCAACUACGGCCUGUCACUGACCCUGGAGAACAAGGAGGGGCCCUUGAGGUCCCCGAACUCCAGCAGCAAGUCCCUCACAAAACUGAGUCCUGGACCACCUGCUCUGUUCAGUGAUGCUGCUGCCCAUCUGAAGAAGCUGGAGCUGGAGACAGUGAAGGCUGCUGGACCCUGGCCCACUCUGCAUAUCAACAUUAACAAGGCCGAGGAAAAGAAGGUCUCUGAGAAGACUCUUCAGACACCCCUGUUGCCCUCGCCCGUGGCAGAUCACGUGAAGUGCAACAUUCUGAAAGCGCAGCUGGAGAACGCUUCCCGGAUUGGAAAAGAGGAAUCGACAUUUGUAAAUAUCAAUAAGAAAUCCAGUCUUCAGGACACUAAUGUAAGAAGUCCUAUCCCUAUACGUGUGGAAACUGCCCAACCAGCUGUGGAAAAACCGGAAAUCAAGCCUUCCCGAGUGAGGAAGUUAACAAGACAAUAUAGUUUUAACCGCAGUGAUGAAGACGACCUCCCUCCAGACCUGGCCGAGGCGGUGGGAGUCACCACAGCCCCAGCCACAGACUCCACCACAGCUGCCACACAAGCCUCAGUGCCACUGGUGUCCCCCAAGCUCCAGAAAGUCAGCUCACCUCACAAGUCAGAAGGCAAGAGCCUGCUGUCUCCAGCGGCCAAGAGCCCCUCUGACCGGGGAGGGACCUUUACCUUGGAGCCUGGAGAUCUCCUGAUGGAUUUCACAGAAGCAACUCCUCUGGCAGAGCCCGCCAGCAACCCCCACUGUGCUCACUCUGGCUGCUCUCCUCCACUCUCUCUCCCCAUGAAGGAAGAGACCACUGGAGUUUGCAUGUACCCUCCAAUCAAAACGAGGCUGAUAAAAACAUUCCCGGCUGAUCCGGUGAGCCCGUUUCCUGAUCCUUUUAGCACCGGGCCUCAGUUUACAGCCGACUUCAGAGACAGUAAAUUACAGCGCUGUCCUGGCCCGCCUUCCCCACUGAUCCCAGCGGCGGCCCUGAGGCCUUUGACAGAGACUGUCUCCACGGUACAGACCGUCUAUACCACCCGGAAGCCUGUUUCUAUGGCAGCCAGUGCAGAGACACUCCGGCAGGAACUGGAGAGAGAGAAAAUGAUGAAAAGACUGUUGAUGACUGAACUGUGAAACUGUCCCCUUGUCGUCUGGAGGAUGGCAUGGUGCCUUCUGUCCGUUUUCUUUCUUCGGGCUUAGCGUGCUCAUUCCAGCACGACAUACAGAUGUGUGCUCUGUUCCCAGGUCUCCAGGGCUAGCGGAAACCGACUGCUGGCUUGACUUUCAUGGGAAAGGUUAUUCUAUGUCUCCUGAGCAGUAGAGGUUUUCUGUGGCUCAGUGCAGUUGAGACAGGAUUUGGUACGUUUAGGAGAAGAAAGAUGGGAAGACAGGGAUUCCUGUUCAGAAGUACCUGUGUGUGGGUUGAUGACCACAGAGGCUAACGCAGCGGGGAAUCCUUCACCAACAGUCUCAACCAUGUGAUUUUGUAUGAUUGGAACUUGCACCAAGAUUCGACUCUUUGCUAAAGAGUAAUUUUUAAUGAGAGAAUAAUUCUUUACUGAUGGUUUUUCAUUUACACUGAUAAAUACACAGAUCUUAUAAAGUCCUUUAUUUUUAUUCAGACAUGAGUAAAUGAACUAAAAAUAUAUAUAUAUACAUACAUACAUUAUAUAUAUAUAUAUAUAUAUAUAUAUAUAAUUACCAUGACUAAAAGUUCUUUAGCUUAACCCAUAACAUGAUUUUCUUUGGGAACUCAUUGGAUAUGUUAUUAUCUGUGAUAAACAAAAUUUAUCAUUGAACCAAAGUAGGAAAUUCCAGCUUGCAUUGUCUAAAAAUCUGUACGGGGUUUUAAGAUGGUUCAAUAAGGAAAAUCAUUUGGGUUUUCUAUUAAGGAAGACCAUUUCUAAAGUUGAUUGAUUAAUGUCCUGCUGAUAGAACCCUGACCAGAAGAAACUUUGCUCUCUUUUUAUAUAGUUUCAAGAAAUGUGUUUUUAAAUUUUUAUUAUGCACUUGAAUAACUUUGCAGGAACUAAAAAAAAAACACAAAACAUCCCUCUAAAUUAGUCCCCAAGCUUUCUCCAUGAACAUGCACAUGUUUUUACGUAGCUAGGAUCAGUGUGUACAUUCUCUUUUGUUCCAUUCUCUGCCUAACACUUAUCUCCUUAUCAAACAGAUCCUACUCUUGCCAAUUUAAAUAUCUUUAUACCCAUGUAACAUGGUUAACCUCACUUCUCCCAUUAGAUACCUGAGUUAUAUCCAUUUUUUCACUCUUAUAAAUAGUGCUGCUAUGAAUGUCUUUGUAAAAAAAAAAAAAAAAGUUCCUUCCUUUGGAGUAUUCCCUUUGGGAGUAUCUUCAAAGAGGGAUUACAAGGUCAAAGAGCAUGAAAUACUUUUAUAGCUCUUGUUUUAUAUUGCCAAAUUGCUUUCUAGAAAGAUCCAAUCUCUGGAUUGGAAGGACCUUAAAGGUCAUCUAGUUUAACACCCCCUUCCCCCUCUGAAUGCUUGAAUCCCCUUUAAAAUUUAUGAUGCCACCAGCAAUGUAUAAGCAUUUCUAUUUACCAAUAGCUCUGCCAGUAUUGGGUUUUGCUGUUUUUAUUUAUUUUCACUAGUUUAAUGGAUGUGUACAGUUGUUCUUGAAAAGUUGUUUUAUUUCAUUAAUUGCUACAAAAGCUGAGCACUUUUCCACGUGAUGAUUUCCUAGCUGUAUCUCCUUGUGUGUAAACUGUCCAUCCAUUUCUUACGACUGCUUGUUAAAUGGAAUCAAUCCCGUACCUUUGUACCAGAACUGUAUUUUUAUGUUGUCGUAGAGUUUGCUCUCCUGUCCCUACCCUUACAACUGAAUGGUGCCAAUAAUUUGAUACUAAUGAUUAUAAAAAAAAAAAAGCAAUGCCUCAUUUUCUAGCAUUGUCGUGAAUGAGGUAUCUGAACAAAUAUUCAGAUAACUGAGGAGUAACCCUUUAAGUGCUGACUUUAAAAUUUUAAUAUUUUUUGAGGGAAAUCUUUCUUAAAUGUAUCACACACAUCCCUGCCUUAGCAAACAGAGUACACUGGAGAGUAUUCACCCUUUCCUUACGGAGUCAUGGUCAUCUCUAUAAACAUCAGCCCCUUUUGUACCUUGGUAUGCUGCCGUGAUGUCGCCAAGAGCUAUCAAAAUGCACAGGGCUCGGCUCUGCCUCUUACAGCCUCUCACGUUCUUCUCAUUGUUGGUUUUUACUGCUGUCUGCUCCAUCGGUGGAGUUAUUGGGGCAAUUGUAGUUUGGGGGGCUUUUAUACCUCCAUGACCCCAGCUGUACUUUUAAAACAGCUUUAAUUGUCCUUUAUCUCGUGCCCGUGACACAAAAUGUGUUCCUGUACAGCACGAGGUUGUCACCUCUUGCCAAUGUAGCAGCCUCUUCCUGCUCUCAGCUGCUUUCUGAAGUGUCCACUCCUUGCCUCCGGCUAUCUAAUGGAAGUUCCAAGGUCACAGCUGAAGACCUCUUGGGAAAGCCAGGAAACCGAGUAUUUCCUAUGCGUCUGGUUUGCUUUGCUUCCCACGAGGGAUGCGUGAGCUUUAGGGUUGCUGUUUCCAGGAGGCUCCGAGUCUCCUGUUUCUUCCCCUCUUCCCCCUGGGUUCACAGGUAUUUUGAAAUGUUGAUGUCACUGAAAGUCUGGCUGUUAUUGUGUAUGAAAACCCAGUACCUUUGGCAGCUCACCUCUAACCAGUAAAAUCAAGAGGAUUCCAUGGUUUCAUCAGUCGUCUUGGUUAUUUGCCUAUUCAAAUAUAAGGAUGGGUGCUUGGCAUUGGGGCUGAGAUGAAAUUGUAUUGGGUGAAUGAGGCCAUACAGCACACUCCUUAGGUCUAGGGUAAGCUCGGGUACCAUCUGUGGCCGGGGCUCCUAGUGGGCAUGGUGGGUUACUGCAAGAGUCUGAGGAUCCUCAAUCCACAGAGUUUCUGGAUUGUGGACUGUAUAGAUCUUCAUGAAGAGUUUGAAAACAAAGUCUGAAUAUUCAGAAGUUCCCACCAGGAAGCAUCCAGAAUUUUAUAUUCCCCAAAUAGCACAGGACUAUUCUGACAUCACUGUUAUCUUUUUUUUUUUCACCAUCUCAGAGAUCACAGCUUUUUUAAAUGUUCAAAUAAAAUUCACCAUUUUAACCAU
Molecule: messenger RNA, 5699 nt
Organism: Marmota monax (woodchuck)
Lineage: Eukaryota; Metazoa; Chordata; Mammalia; Rodentia; Sciuridae
Gene: Epb41l4b
Product: erythrocyte membrane protein band 4.1 like 4B
Exons: 26
Coding region: 16-2697 (893 amino acids)
Cellular component (GO): cytoskeleton
Molecular function (GO): cytoskeletal protein binding
Source: RefSeq, a predicted model, not a curated record